Messenger RNA from Batrachochytrium dendrobatidis JAM81, 2372 nucleotides. RefSeq lists its product as uncharacterized. The transcript has 11 exons. Gene Ontology annotation, molecular function: ATP-dependent chromatin remodeler activity; chromatin binding; ATP binding. The record is from RefSeq and is a predicted model, not a curated record. Bases 1 to 2190 code for a protein of 729 amino acids. Lineage: Eukaryota; Fungi; Chytridiomycota; Chytridiomycetes; Rhizophydiales. Gene Ontology annotation, cellular component: nucleus.
AUGAUACAAGUGCUCGAGUUUUUCAACUCAGCCACAGUCGAACAUAUAACAGAAUCCCUCAAAUGCUUGCCAGAAGCAUCCUCAAUGAUUGUUUCUUUGCGUCCAUUUCAUUCUGGCGACCAUUUGCGUGAAGUUUGCUCUACUGGAUGCAAAGCACAACGCAAGCUGUAUCGACUGGUAGAUCGCUACGAACAUCUUUUGGAAGGGUUUAAAGAAGUCGACUCGUUAAUUAAACGAUGCGAGACUGUUGGAAACGAUAUCAAACAGAUUAUGACCAGGUGGAUCCAAAAUGCAGCAGCUAUCAGCUCUUCACAGAAUGAUGGAACUUUCUUAGAAACUACCGCUUUCAAAUGCUUGACCAAACAACCCAAAAUUAUUCCUUCUACAUUGCAGCUAAAGCAGUACCAAAUUGUCGGUGUGAGUUGGUUAAUGAUGCUGUAUCAGAAGCAACUGGGAGGAAUUUUGGCAGAUGAAAUGGGAUUGGGUAAAACUGCUCAAGUGAUUGCAUUUUUGGCGCAUUUGUACACUUUGGGUGAACGAGGCCCGCAUCUGAUAGUCGUUCCUGCGUCUACACUUGAAAACUGGGUGCGUGAAUUGAAUCGAUGGUGUCCAAAACUAUGUGUAGCGUCGUAUUCUGGAUCUCUGUCUGAUCGUCGAUGGCUGCAAGAAGACAUUACAAAUAAUUCCAAACUCAAUGUGAUUGUCACAACAUACAGUAUGGCAACUGGAUCCAAAGAAGACCGUACAUUUUUACGCAGAAUCCGAAUCAAGUCGCUCAUUCUGGAUGAAGGACACAUGGUUAAAAAUAUUGAAAGUAACAGAUAUAAGCAUUUGAUGGCAAUUUCAGCACCAUUUCGUUUGCUCCUUACUGGAACACCACUUCAAAACAAUUUGCUUGAACUAUUGGCUUUACUGACAUUUGUUAUGCCACGAUUGUUUGUUACUGACCAAAAAACGCUUGAACGCAUCUUUUUAUUCAAAUCCUUGGGCGGUGGGGACGAGUCCUCUCUUAGCCAUGAGCGUAUUAACCGAGCCAAGAAAAUCAUGACACCAUUUGUUCUUCGUAGGCGAAAAGACCAAGUUUUACGUGAUUUACCACCAAAAACAAAAGUACUGAACGUGUGCACUCCAGUUUCAUCGCAAUUGCAGCUGUAUAAAGAUAUUCUUUUGUGCUCUAAAAAAGCUAUUGCAGCUUCUGAAAAAACUAUCGUGCCACAUACGACCAAACUGACUACUGACUCGGAUAAAGCAGAGAAACCCCUUAAAUCAGAGACUUCCGAUCAAACAGCAUCAUUGGCCAAUCGUCAGUUAUCGAACGUGUUGAUGGAUUUACGCAAAGUUGCCAAUCAUCCUUUGCUUGUACGAAGUCGAUAUACAGAUGCAAAGCUUCGUAUUAUGGCCAAAGCAAUUAUGCGCGAGCCAGAACAUUGUGAUAAAAAUGUCGAGUAUAUCUGGGAGGAUAUGUGUAUUAUGUCUGAUUUUGAAAUCCAUCAGUUAUGUCUCAAGUAUAAAACAUUAAUGCCACACAAAUUAUCAGACAAGGUCAUCAUGGAUUCGUGUAAACUUGUUAAACUUAAAUCAAUGUUGCUGGAGAUGCGAGCACAAGGUGACAAAAUACUUGUGUUUAGUCAAUUUGUAAUCAUGUUGGAUAUUCUUGAACCAGUCAUGGAGCAUCUGGGAAUCAAGUAUCUUCGAUUGGAUGGAACUACACCUGUCGGAAUUCGACAAAGCAUGAUGGAUGAAUUCAACAAUGAUCCAGAGAUUACCGUGUUUCUUCUUACGACAAAAUCCGGCGGUGUUGGUAUUAAUUUAACAAGUGCGAAUGUAGUCAUCAUGUAUGAUAUCGACUAUAAUCCACAUAACGACGCUCAAGCUGAAGAUCGAGCUCAUCGUGUAGGACAAACACGGGCUGUCACUGUGCAUCGAUUGAUUAUGGACAAUUCUAUCGAGCAGCAUAUUUUGCGACUGGCAGAACAUAAACUUGAAUUGGAUGCCAAACUACAAUCGCGUGAGUAUGUUUGUACCAAUGAUGACAACAAGGAUGAAGAAAGUGAGUUUGAAACCAAGAGAAAACACAAGGGUCAAAAACUUGCUUCUGGAAAAGUCAAGGAUAACAAAGUGGAUCAAAUCAGUAAACCCGAUUCAAGUAUCCUCGACGUGCUUCAAAGCGUGAUACUUGGAUUGGAGUAGACCGCUGUAGAUUGAUGUGGUGAUGGUCGGAGCCUAUAUCAACCAUUCAGCGACUAAUAUGCAUUUUGUUUUAAUGCACAUUUUGAUAUACUGUCUCAUUAUAAUGUGUUUACUUCACUGCUGUAUUCACGCAAAACGAAACACUAAAAAGAGAGUCGAUAUAAUAAACAAUCAGUCUUGUG